Trichoderma virens Gv29-8 is the source of this 654-nucleotide messenger RNA. RefSeq lists its product as uncharacterized. NCBI's taxonomy places the organism in Eukaryota, Fungi, Ascomycota, Sordariomycetes, Hypocreales, Hypocreaceae. The record is from RefSeq and is a predicted model, not a curated record. Gene Ontology annotation, molecular function: acetyltransferase activity. The coding region runs from base 1 to 654 and encodes 217 amino acids. The transcript is spliced from 3 exons.
AUGGCUAGCACGGAAAAAGACCCAGCUGCGAUUGAGCACGCAAAGACUCUCACCCACAUCCCGUGGUGUGAAGAUUACGAAAAGAUGAUAUCAGGGAUGCUUUACAAUUCUCAAGCUCCGGAGCUCAUCGAGGGAAGAUUUCGGGCUCGGAGACUUAUGCACAAAUACAACAGCUAUUUCCCCGACGACGCCACGAAUGACACUCUAGUGGCCGAAAGGGAGAAGAUCUUGAAUGAGAUGCUAGGCAAGAUCGGAACGAACCCCUUCAUCGAGACGCCCUUCAACAUCGACUACGGGUGUAACACAUCGAUUGGAGACAACUUUUAUGCCAACUUCAACCUGGUGAUUCUUGACUGCGGAAUGGUCACAAUCGGCAACCGCGUUCUAUUCGGUCCCAAUGUGUCAAUAUUUGGCGCAACACACGAGACCGGAGUGCAAUCUCGUCGCAGCGGAAUCGAAUACGGCGGCAGCGUCACUAUCGGGGACGAUUGUUGGAUCGGAGGCAACACCACCAUCAUGCCGGGCUUGACGAUUGGAAAGGGGUGCACAAUAGGGGCAGGCAGCGUCGUUACCAAGUCGAUCCCCGACUUUUCUGUUGCAGUUGGUUCGCCAGCCAAGGUUAUCAAGAAAGUUGAUCCGGUCCCAGAUUUAUGA